This is a messenger RNA of Heterocephalus glaber (naked mole-rat), 1092 nucleotides long. It is a transcript of the gene Dynlt4, whose product is annotated as dynein light chain Tctex-type 4. Lineage: Eukaryota; Metazoa; Chordata; Mammalia; Rodentia; Bathyergidae. Gene Ontology annotation, molecular function: dynein intermediate chain binding. Gene Ontology annotation, biological process: microtubule-based movement. Gene Ontology annotation, cellular component: cytoplasmic dynein complex; cytoplasm. The record is from RefSeq and is a predicted model, not a curated record.
CAGUCAUCCAGCCAUUUCACCAAGAGCCCUGGAUGGAAUGCCUUUCUGACCAGGGCUCCUGGGCCUAUGGAGAGCGUAUGGCCCCGCGCUUCUCACCCCUGUAAACCACCUCUUCCUAAUCACUCAGGCGCUGCCCCCCUCUCUGCAGUUGCUCACAGUAACACUCCCAGGUUACGCCAAAGGCAGACUGGAGCAAGAGACCCUGGGAGGGAGGAGUGCUUGCCCUGCAGCCCAUGGCAACUGCACAACACUGCCUUUCCCCUCCCACCCCACCAACUUGGCCAGCCAAGAGACAGCUGUGGAGUGAAGAGUGCUUGGAGGCCAAAGGCUGCAGGUGACUCAGAUGCCUGAGGGAGUUUCGGGAGCGGAGGGUCCGCAGGUCCAUGGCUGGCAGGGUUCUGGCCCCUGGACGUCAGGAGGAGGAGUCGACCAAAGAUCCAGGGAACAAACUACCACUAGUGCAGCCUGGAAGCCGCCUGCCCAGCAUCCAUGAGGCCCGACCCACAGGCGCAGGCCUAGGCCCAGCCUCCCGCCGUGGAUCCAUCCUGGGCCUCCCUGCUUCCUUCUCAAGACGCAACUCGCUGGCUGGGCCAGGCUCUGGGCCUGGAGGUCGGAGGCCAUCCCUGGGACCAGUGUCCCCUCUAGUCUCAAGGGUCAGUUUCUCAGGGUUGCCCCUGGCACCAGCCCGUCGGGUGGCGCCCUCCUACAGAAUAGAGCCUGCACCUGGGGAGCGCUGGGAGGCUAUGCGGGCCCAGCGGGCCCUGGAGGCAGCCUUGGAUGCAGGGCUGCACAACGCAUGCUACUCGGGCCCGGAGGCAGGGAGGCUGACCCAAGAGCUGUGCGAGCAGAUGCGCAUGCGCCUGCGUGAGUUCAACCUGCCUCGCUACAAGCUCGUGUGCAGCGUGGUGCUGGGGCCACGAGCUGGCCAAGAUGUGCUUGUGGUCAGCCGUGCGCUCUGGGAUGAGGCACGGGAUGGAUUGGCCUCCGCAUCCUUCACCAAUGCCUCCCUCUUUGCUGUGGCCACUGUCCACGGGCUCUAUUGCGAAUAAGAAGGCCUCCAAAUUCUGCAAAAUGAUUUAUUAUUCCAGGAGA